AACUACAUUAGACAGCAUCUCUACAUCAGAGCUUUCUGAACAACAGGGCAAUGACACACUUCAGAGUCCUCAGUCUCUGGGUCGUCACCAUUCUCCCUUUGUAUCUGCACACAGGUGAUUUUGCAGAGAUCAUUGAUGGAAAUGAAGUACCACCUCACUCCUUACCCUAUAUGGCCCGACUGGAGGACGGUAAAGGUAAUCUGGUCUGUGGAGGGAUCCUCAUUAACGAGUCAUGGGUCCUGACUGCAGCCCACUGUAAAGAACGGACGGGAUAUUUCUCACACAGGAUCAAGAAGGUCAAUCUGGGUGUGCACUCGGUGAACAAUGAAGCUUUCAGACAACUCGUAGACGUGAAGAAGCAUGUUCCUCAUCCCUACUUCAAUGUUGCAGAGUUCCGCCACGACAUCAUGCUGAUAAAGCUGAAGAACCCAGUGAAGCUGACCAACACUGUGAAAGUCAUGGAUCUACCCAACCCUGUAUCGGAUGUCCCGGCUGGGACACAGUGCUUUGCGGCCGGAUGGGGUCUCACACAGCAGAAUGGUGACCCGUCUGAUGUCCUGCUGUCUGUCAAAGUCACCAUGAUCGACAGGAAGAAGUGUAACUCUCCUAAUUACUACAACUUCUUCCCUAUCAUCACUGGAGGAAUGCUGUGUGCUGGUUACGGACACGAUAAAGCUGGCACUUGUCAGGGAGACUCCGGUGGCCCGUUGGUGUGUAGAGAUAAGCUAAGGGGAGUCGUGUCGUUUGCUGCUGGAUGUGGUCACGACAACAGACCUACAGUGUACACAUUCAUAUCUAAAUACACUGACUGGAUCACUAAAACCAUCCAAACCUCUGGCUGAUUUACAUACAGUUGAAGUCGGAAGUUUACAUACACCUUAGCCAAAUACAUUUAAACUCAGUUUUUCAC
Coregonus clupeaformis (lake whitefish) is the source of this 910-nucleotide messenger RNA. RefSeq names its product granzyme K-like. Lineage: Eukaryota; Metazoa; Chordata; Actinopteri; Salmoniformes; Salmonidae. Bases 51 to 842 code for a protein of 263 amino acids. Gene Ontology annotation, biological process: proteolysis. The transcript has 5 exons. The record is from RefSeq and is a predicted model, not a curated record. Gene Ontology annotation, molecular function: serine-type endopeptidase activity.